GCCGCAGUGACAGUGCUGGGGGAGUCCGAAGAUGGCGGCGUCGCGUCGCUCUCAGCAUCAUCACCACCAUCAUCAACAACAGCUCCAGCCCGCCCCAGGGGCUUCGGCUCCGCCGCCGCCACCUCCCCCACCCCUUAGUCCUGGUUUGGCCCCGGGGACCACCCCAGCUUCCCCCACGACUGGGGGCCUGGCCACUUUCGCCUCCCCGAGGCACGGCCUAGCGCUGCCGGAGGGGGAUGGCAGUCGGGAUCCGCCCGACAGGCCUCGAUCCCCGGACCCGGUUGACAGUACCAGCUGUUGCAGUGCCACCAGCUCAGUUUGUACGGUAGCUGCCAGUACGGCGGUCCCAGCGGCUUCCGCUUCAGCUGCCGUUGGGGUCGCUCUCAACUCAGCAGGCGGGGGCAGUAACAAUUCACCGUCGUCCUCUUCUUCCCCGACCUCUUCCUCAUCUUCCUCUCCAUCCUCCCCUGGAUCGAGCUUGGCUGAGAGCCCCGAGGCGGCGGGGGUUAGCACCACAGCAACAUUGGGGCCUGGGGCAGCGAUACCUGGGGCAGGGGUCCCAGCUGUGAGCGGGGCCCUACGCGAACUCCUGGAGGCCUGUCGCAAUGGGGACGUGUCCCGGGUAAAGAGGCUGGUGGACGCUGCAAACGUAAAUGCAAAGGACAUGGCUGGCCGGAAGUCUUCUCCCCUGCACUUCGCAGCAGGCUUUGGAAGGAAGGAUGUGGUAGAGCACUUACUGCAGAUGGGUGCUAAUGUGCAUGCUCGUGAUGAUGGAGGCCUCAUUCCACUUCACAACGCCUGUUCUUUUGGCCAUGCUGAGGUUGUGAGUCUAUUACUCUGCCAAGGAGCUGAUCCGAAUGCCAGGGAUAACUGGAAUUAUACGCCUCUGCAUGAAGCUGCAAUUAAAGGAAAAAUUGACGUCUGUAUCGUGCUGCUGCAGCACGGAGCUGAUCCAAAUAUUCGGAACACUGAUGGGAAAUCAGCCCUGGACCUGGCAGAUCCUUCAGCAAAAGCUGUCCUUACCGGUGAAUACAAGAAAGAUGAACUCCUAGAAGCUGCUAGGAGUGGUAAUGAGGAAAAACUAAUGGCUUUACUGACUCCUCUAAAUGUGAAUUGCCAUGCAAGUGAUGGACGAAAGUCUACUCCUUUACAUCUGGCAGCAGGCUACAACCGAGUUCGGAUAGUUCAACUGCUUCUUCAGCAUGGUGCAGACGUUCAUGCAAAAGACAAAGGUGGACUGGUGCCUCUUCAUAAUGCAUGCUCAUAUGGACAUUAUGAAGUCACAGAACUGCUACUAAAGCAUGGAGCUUGUGUUAAUGCUAUGGAUCUCUGGCAGUUCACUCCACUCCAUGAGGCUGCUUCCAAAAAUCGUGUAGAAGUCUGCUCCUUGUUACUCAGCCAUGGUGCUGACCCCACACUCGUCAACUGCCAUGGCAAAAGUGCUGUGGAUAUGGCUCCAACUCCUGAGCUCCGGGAGAGACUCACAUAUGAAUUUAAAGGUCAUUCUUUACUACAAGCAGCAAGAGAGGCAGACCUAGCUAAAGUUAAAAAAACACUUGCUUUGGAAAUCAUUAAUUUUAAACAACCACAGUCUCAUGAAACAGCACUGCACUGUGCUGUGGCCUCCUUACACCCCAAACGAAAACAAGUGACCGAAUUAUUACUUAGAAAAGGAGCGAAUGUCAAUGAAAAAAAUAAAGAUUUCAUGACACCUCUGCACGUUGCAGCCGAGAGAGCUCACAACGAUGUCAUGGAAGUUCUGCAUAAGCACGGAGCAAAGAUGAAUGCACUGGACACCCUUGGUCAGACGGCUUUGCAUCGAGCUGCCCUCGCAGGUCACUUGCAGACUUGCCGCCUUCUGCUGAGUUAUGGUUCUGAUCCCUCUAUCAUCUCCUUACAAGGCUUUACUGCAGCACAAAUGGGAAACGAAGCAGUACAGCAGAUUCUGAGUGAGAGCACACCUAUACGUACUUCUGAUGUUGAUUAUCGACUCUUAGAGGCAUCGAAAGCUGGUGACUUGGAAACUGUGAAGCAACUUUGCAGCCCCCAGAAUGUGAAUUGUAGAGAUCUAGAAGGCCGGCAUUCUACACCCUUGCACUUCGCGGCAGGCUACAACCGUGUGUCUGUCGUGGAGUACCUUCUGCACCACGGCGCUGACGUCCAUGCCAAAGACAAAGGUGGCCUGGUGCCCCUUCAUAAUGCCUGUUCCUAUGGACACUAUGAGGUAGCUGAGCUUUUAGUGAGGCACGGAGCUUCUGUUAAUGUGGCGGACUUAUGGAAAUUUACCCCUCUACAUGAAGCAGCAGCUAAAGGAAAAUACGAAAUCUGCAAGCUCCUUUUAAAACAUGGAGCAGAUCCAACCAAAAAGAACAGAGAUGGAAACACGCCUCUAGAUUUGGUCAAAGAAGGGGACACAGACAUUCAGGACCUAUUGAGGGGGGAUGCUGCCUUGUUGGAUGCCGCCAAGAAGGGCUGCCUGGCGAGAGUGCAGAAGCUUUGCACCCCAGAGAAUAUCAACUGCAGAGACACCCAGGGCAGAAAUUCAACUCCGCUGCACCUGGCUGCAGGCUACAAUAACCUGGAAGUAGCAGAAUAUCUUCUGGAGCAUGGAGCAGAUGUUAAUGCUCAGGACAAGGGCGGUUUAAUUCCUCUUCAUAAUGCAGCAUCUUACGGGCAUGUGGACAUAGCAGCGCUACUGAUAAAAUACAACACUUGUGUAAACGCAACAGAUAAGUGGGCGUUUACACCUCUCCAUGAAGCAGCUCAGAAAGGAAGGACUCAGCUGUGUGCCUUACUCCUGGCACAUGGUGCUGAUCCAACUAUGAAGAACCAAGAAGGUCAGACACCUUUAGACUUGGCAACAGCUGACGAUAUCAGAGCUUUGCUGAUAGAUGCCAUGCCCCCGGAAGCUUUACCUACCUGUUUUAAACCUCAGGCGACUGUAGUGAGUGCUUCUCUGAUCUCACCAGCAUCCACCCCCUCCUGCUUGUCUGCAGCCAGCAGCAUAGACAACCUCACUGGCCCUCUAGCAGAGUUGGCAGUAGGAGGAGCCACCAAUGCAGGAGACGGUGCAGCUGGUACGGAAAGGAAGGAAGGAGAAGUUGCGGGCCUUGACAUGAAUAUCAGCCAGUUCCUAAAAAGCCUUGGCCUUGAACAUCUUCGAGAUAUCUUUGAAACAGAACAGAUUACACUAGAUGUGUUGGCUGACAUGGGUCAUGAAGAACUGAAAGAAAUAGGUAUCAAUGCAUAUGGACACCGCCACAAAUUAAUCAAAGGAGUAGAAAGACUUUUAGGUGGACAGCAAGGAACCAAUCCUUAUUUGACUUUUCACUGUGUAAAUCAGGGAACUAUAUUGCUAGAUCUUGCUCCAGAAGAUAAAGAAUAUCAGUCAGUGGAAGAAGAGAUGCAGAGUACUAUACGGGAACACAGAGAUGGUGGUAAUGCUGGUGGCAUAUUCAACAGAUACAAUGUCAUUCGAAUUCAAAAAGUCGUUAACAAGAAGUUGAGAGAGCGAUUCUGUCACCGACAAAAGGAAGUGUCUGAAGAGAAUCACAACCAUCACAAUGAGCGCAUGUUAUUUCAUGGUUCUCCUUUCAUUAAUGCCAUUAUUCAUAAAGGAUUUGAUGAACGACAUGCAUACAUAGGAGGAAUGUUUGGAGCUGGGAUUUACUUUGCUGAAAAUUCCUCAAAAAGCAACCAGUAUGUUUACGGGAUUGGAGGAGGAACAGGCUGCCCCACACACAAAGACAGGUCUUGUUAUGUAUGCCACAGACAAAUGCUUUUCUGUAGAGUGACCCUUGGAAAAUCCUUUCUGCAAUUCAGCACCAUGAAAAUGGCCCAUGCCCCACCAGGACAUCACUCGGUUAUUGGUAGACCAAGUGUCAAUGGGCUGGCGUAUGCUGAAUAUGUCAUCUACAGAGGAGAACAGGCAUACCCAGAGUAUCUCAUCACGUACCAGAUCAUGAAGCCAGAAGCUCCUUCACAGACCUCAACAGCUGCGGAGCAAAAGACCUAGUGAAUGCCCACUGGUAAAGGCCACAUCAGAUCCAAAACAGGACUGGAUUGCGUGGAUCAUUUCCAACAAAAAUCAAUAUUCUUAAAUCCCUGACAGCCUAGAAAUAAGCUGUUUGUCUUUUAUAAAGCAUUGCUAUAGUGAUGAAUAUAGUAUGAGUAACUGAUACAUACUCAACUACUACUGUUCCCUUUGAGGAAAUGUUUACAGGGGUGGCCUUUUAACAUAUCUCAGGCUCAUUUUCAUCACAGUUACCCAUUUCUAAAGCAAGAUUGUUUUGAUCUAGACUUAGAAAUGGGAGAAUAGGAAACAUAACCAAUACUGUUUCAGAUGUUCACAGUUCACACACUACAUUUGUUUUAUUAAAUGUGGCACAUGUAUAUAGCAAAUAUAUACAAAUGCAGACUCACUUUUAAUUUUUUCCCAAACAUGCAUCAUUGGGGCUUUUCAGAGGUUUUUGUUUUUGUUUUCUUUUUUAAUUUUUACUUUGAAAAUGAGCCAGAACCUUCCUGAGGAUAUUUUGCACAAAGUCACACUGACUAAAAUCAUUAACAAUGCAACCCUAGCUUCUGGCUGAGCAAGAUUCUCUUUCUACUUUUUUGUUUGAUUUUAUCUCCAUGCUUCUUGUUAUCAUAAAUUGAGAAAAGGAAAAACAACAAGUUUUAGUUUCCUUUUAUGAAUUGGCCCAUUUUUCAAGGGAAGGCACAAGCACCAACCUGACUUAGGAGCUCCAAGGUGAGAGGAUUCGAAGCUGGGGGCAGCUGCGUGCUCUUUCCAAGACGUCCUGAGCAGGGCGCUCGGCUCAGUGCUGGAAAUCACAGGAGAGCGCAGCCAGCAGAGAGCAGAGUGAGACAGCCGUGACCUGCUCCAGACAGAGCUGCUACCAGGGAUCAGCCCAUCGAAGGAGCAGCAUUGAGAAGGGCCAGGAGCAUGUGGCGCUGUGUGACUGCAGCCCGAAGAGGCGGGGACUCCCCAGAGAACGAAGAUGUCCUGUCCCUCAAUCCCUGCCACCAGAGCUGUCACCCCCAGAUUAGCUGCCUUAUUUCCAAAGUCAAUGGAAUCAUUGUACAUCAUCAGAGUCCCCAGAAUAUGAUUUUAUUGACUCUUUAGUUUAGGAAGCUAGCAUUCAAAUCCCGUGUAAUAGAUAGAUGUACACAAAUGCAAGACCUUUUUAAAUUCACAUUUGAGAUUGUUUUGAAUGGCAUGUUUCAAAUAGUUUAUAAAAAUCCCUGCACUAAACUUUUGAACCACUUCAAACUUCUUAAUAUAUUUAGACAAGGAAAACAAAAAUUGAAACCAAAGUCCUUUCAGUUAUUUUUCUAAAUGAAGAUGAUAGAGAAAUGCCAUACUGGAUUUCUUGUGUGUGAAAGUACUGCUUGUUUUAACCAGCAUUUGCCAAGUGCACCUGACACUUCAAAAGAAGUUGUCUGCCACAGUUCUUUCACUUGCCCUGUUCACCUUAACUGAAUUUUGAAUUAAGUAUGUUACUGUACUUACUUGACACACUGUCCAUUUCCUCAGCCUUGGAGCAAAAGCAAUACAAACAUGGUAAGAAAACAGUGUGAUCCCCAGUUUGCAUUUCAGUUAAAGUCCUGGAAACUAAUUGAAGUUUUUAAUGCAGACCAAAUAAGCUGGGACCUCCUCUAAUUUCCAGAAAUGAAACAAAGUAGUUCCUUGCAGAAGUACAGAAAUAGACUGUCAAAUGCAUCUCUCUCUCUCUCUCUCUCCCUCUCCCUCUCCGUCUCUCUCUCUCUCUCUCUCUCUCUCUCUCUCUCACCUUAAGUUCAGUGCUCGUGCUAGGGUUACACUAGUUUGUUUGAAUUCUGUAGCUGAAUCAUGCAUGGGCCCUCAAAACUAAAUCAAGAAUCAGCCUCAGUUGUUGCAUCGGUUGAAGUUUCAGUGACCCAAGCUGGAUGUUUAUGUCUUGGUUGUGUGUUUAACAGCACUAGAAGUCCAUAUAACACUUCAAAAUCUGAUUUGUUGAGGGCCCCCCCCACUUUUUCUUUUUUGCUGUGUGUGACAAAGACAUUGCAAUCUUUGUAGCUUUCAGUAGCUGUGAAGUGUGUAUUACUUUGCCCCCACCUCCACAUAGUUUAAAGUGGUAAACAACAGCUAUAAUUUUUAGUUAAGAGUUAAUAUGGAAUAGAUGUGGAAAGCUUUAUAGCUUCAUUAAAAAGGUAAACCACUACCAGACUAUAGUUGUACGUUGUGUCGUUUCCAUCAUACUAACUAGAUUAAUGGAUGUGCUAGUGUUAAACUUGGGCCUUACACUUGAAAAGGUAAACUGUGGUUCAUUAUUUAAACUACCAAUGUUACAUGUCUGCUGUUCUGUGUGCCAAGUGAAGGUACUGUCUGUACAUGGGAAACGUUUGCAGUGCUUCUGGUCUUGUAAUGAUUUGACUAUGUUGUAGUUCUUGAGAGACUGUGUAUAUAUCAUUUGCUAAAGAGAAGGAGUUAAUGGAUAUAUCACAGGAGCCAGAAUCAUUUUUUUCAGAACUUGAAAAUCAAGUCAUCAUGAGUAUACUCACCAAAAGUUAGCAAAAGUUAAUUACAUCUGGAAUUUCCAUCUAUACCAAUGUGAAGAACCUUAUAGAAUAUUAAAUCAUGGCAUUAAAUUAGGCUGAAAUCUAUUUCUUGAAUGCACACUAUAUAGCAACACUAGUAAGUGUGGGAGUCCCCUGAACUGACUGACCCCUCUGCUUCCCAGACCACAUGGGAGAGAAACCAGGCAUCUCUACAGCUUUCCCUCUAAAUCAGAAGGUUCGCCUGUAGCCAACUGGGAACUUAACUCAGGCAUAACCUAAGUGCUCUGGACACUUUUCUCCUUGUGUUGGACCUCCGCUUUUCCCAGGUUGCUAGUCUGGAAUAAAAAUAGCUUGAACAGUGACCUUGACCCCACCAUUUUCCUCCUUUCUUUAUUGUGAGUCUUCCUAAAAGAAUCUAGAUACCUUUCCAUUUUCAUACCAUAGCCAGAACUGGAUUCAGGCCUCAUCGGUUCUCUGCUCAGAAGAUUCUGCUACUUGGUUAACAGAAUGACAGCAUGGAACCUAGAGUUUUGAUUCUAUGCAAAGUCAUAGCAGCACACCAGGAUUCUUUCUUACUUUUCUUUCUUGGAGUUUAGAAUGUCCAGCUUUUCAAGCAACAUAAGUAGAAUAAACAAUAUUUGGAUAUUUAAUGGAAUAGUCUCUUUGUACUCCUUUGAGCUGAUGAUAGAAAAUAGCAGAGUACAUUGAAAUAUGCACAAAAUGCCUGAAGAUGGCAAGCAAGUUCAUGUAGAUUCACAUUCUGUUAUCACAGGAAUUAUACAAGAAGUAAAAUUUUUGUUGAUGCUGGAAAACAGCAUUCAAAUGCAAUAAGUUGUCUAGGUUUUCUCCAUUUCAGUACAUUUCCUAGUGGUAUGAAGCAUUACUGGACUCUGCUUCCCCGCUUUUUGGAAACAAGCGCACUCCCUGAAUUCCUGUAAACAGCCUCACAAACAGAAAUGGUGCCCGUUUUUAAGCACCUUUCCUUAGCACAUCCUAUCCUGUUUGUGAGAUGUCUGUGACAUACAGCCUUCUUGCUAUGAUUUCUGUGAGGCUAAUUGUCUUGUACAGAGCUAUAGACUUAGUCAUUCAGCAGAUAUUCACAAUUGACAUUAGGGCUUCAUAUACCUGAAAUUCAUUUAAAGACUGAAGUUAAGUUUGUUAAUGUCAAAUAAAUGACAGAGAAGUGAAAGUAACAUUUGAGCUAUUGUUAGACACAUCUAGCAAAUUAAAAGGAAAUGCAUUCAAAACAUACCACCUGGAAACUUUUUUUAGGUUACUUGUGCAUUCUGCAAUUAGUAGACAAUUAAAAUGUUUUAGCUUAAGAAAGCCUUAAUUAUGGCAGAAAGUUUUUAACCUUUUACAUUCUAAUAAAUAAAACAUUGCAAUUCUGUUUCUUGGUGUUUGGAAACUGUCAGUGAGUUGGCGUAUCUCCCGGAUUUUCAUACUUCUUGAGCUUGUAUUAUGGGGGUACAUUUCAUGAGCUACACUCCUUCACUUACAACACAGCUGAUGUAAUCCAUCCAUUAAUUUCUCCAUACUCGAAAUCCUCAGCAACCAGAUUUUUGGUUGGGAAAAUUGUUUAGAACGAUCUCAAAGCCUACAAAGUUGCGUGUAUGUGUGGGUACAGUAUCAACUGUGAUACUGUGUAGAAUUUGAGUGAUAAGCAAACUGUGUUUAACUUUUAAAUUAUAUGCUAAGAGAUACUAACGUGAGAAUCUGUAGGGAGCUAAGGACUCUAUACACUCUAAGGCCAGUGCAGUCAUGCUGUGACCAGCUUCACAUUUCUCUCCUCAUUCUGCCCCCCGCCCCCCCCACCCCACCCCCGUCAUACUCGCCUUGUGGAGGCCUCGCAUCUCCACCCCUCACACUUUCCCAUCUUUCUCCUGCUUUACCCUGCUCAUUUCCACACUCACAUAGCACCAUCCCUUUCAAAGAAUUUUCUCUCACCCUUCAAAAUUCAGAUGGUUUUAUUUUUCAUCUGUCUGCCCGUCUCUGUAGGCAGCCCUUAUGCCCUUUGUCAGUUGGGAAAAGCUGUAAACCCUGGUAGUAGGAACGUCCCACACACACCCUCCUGCCUCACCCACACUUCGGGAGGAAGAACUACAAAACCCCAUGGUGAAAGCUGAAAAGCAGCCAGCACAUUUGAGGCCGAUACCUUAGACCUGUGAGGUGACCUUGACCAUAUAAUAAUUGUACCGUUACAUAAAACAGACUCUUCGUGUAUGUAUAAUUACUGCUUCUCCCAUUGUUUUUCGCUCAUCCUAUCUUUGUGGUAGUGUUUGUGUUUGAUACCUACAAAACUAAAGAGGUACUUCAAUGAACAAAGUUUCUCAAAACAUUUACAAAACCAGCUUUGAGGAAAUCUAGAAUGCUUUCUGGCAACAGCAUUUGAAGUAGUCAUUGUAUUUUCUUGUUGUGAUGUUAGUCUGUGUAAGUAACCAAUAUAGUGACACCCUUGGUUUGUUACUGAUUUUUUUUUAAUCCCUGUGUGACCCACCAGUGGCAGGGGGUUCCAACCUCUAUGUCUUUCUUUUUUGUAUUUGUCUAUUUGUAGGAUUGUCGGAUUAAAUACACGAUGCCCAGUUAAAUUUGAAUUUUAGACAAGCAAUUUCUCAGCUUAAGUAUGUUUCAUACAAUAGUUGCAUAUUCUUACAGUUAAAGGGUUCAUUAUUUAUCUGAAAUUAAAAUUUAACUGAGCAUCUUUUUUGUUUGUUUUUUGGGGGAUAGUUUUGUUUGGGUUUGGGUUUUUUUGCACUUUUUCUAAAUCUGGCAACUUUGCUGAUCAGGUCAUAAAAAGUCACUUCCAGCAUGUAAAUUCUUUUAGUCUUCAUUAUUUUUCACCUGGAAUGGAACAUCUUUUUUCCACUCUGCUUAUUUCCAAAAGAGGGCAUCAGUGAACUUUGACCUGCCUCCAUGGUGGGUUUCUAUUUAAAACAUCUUUGUGAUUAUAUUUAACCUGUAAUUGUGCUUUGGCUUAAUGUCUAACCUACAGUACUUGUAACUGAUUAAUACUCAAUAAAAGCAUUUUUAAAGUA
This is a messenger RNA of Cavia porcellus (domestic guinea pig), 9572 nucleotides long. It is a transcript of the gene Tnks, whose product is annotated as tankyrase. Bases 32 to 4015 code for a protein of 1327 amino acids. Gene Ontology annotation, cellular component: cytoplasm; nucleus. Gene Ontology annotation, molecular function: protein binding; NAD+ poly-ADP-ribosyltransferase activity. The record is from RefSeq and is a predicted model, not a curated record. The transcript has 27 exons. NCBI's taxonomy places the organism in Eukaryota, Metazoa, Chordata, Mammalia, Rodentia, Caviidae.